AUGGGAGACGUCUUGUCUGCUGUCUUCUAUUUGCACCAAGCACACCAGCUGCGUCAUUUUAAACGUCAUCAUCGUACUGUACAGACGGCCUUACUUUCUUCCUCUGACAAUCACGGCGAAGCGCGGCCUAUCUGCCUUAUUCUUUCUCUUUCUCAAGAACUGGACCUAACUAACUGCUAUCUAUCUAUCUAUCUAUCUAUCUAUCUAUCUAUCUAUCUAUUUAUCUAUCUAUCUAUCUGUUUAUACAGUAGGAAGUGCAUCUGUUGGUCCCUUCUAAUCAAGCUGAUCACACUGUCUAUUAUUUAUUGGACAUUGACGUAUUCGAAUCCCCAAGAACCGAACUGCUAUGGCACCACCAUUUUCAUCACGACGCUUGUUUUGGUUCACCAAAGUUUGGGCAUCCCUCACUUGCCGGUACUCAACAAAGCUGUGAUUAUUUCAGGUUGUGAUCGUGGAUUUGGCCAUGCCCUUGCAGUUCGACUCGAUCAAAUGGGGUUUAAGGUAUUCGCCGGCUGCCUUUUUAAAGGCGGGGAGGGCGCUGAAGCGUUGAAAGCAAAGUGCUCAAAGCGCUUACACAUCCUACAACUCGACGUGACCGAUCCAGAACAGGUGGACUCUGCUUUCAUAACAGUUAAAGAGAACUUAGAAAACUACGAUCUAUGGGGUUUGGUGAACAAUGCAGGAAUAUGCUACAUUGGAAAUUCCGAGAUGAUUCCACGAGAAGAUUCUUUGAAAAUUAUGGACGUCAAUUUUCGAGGACCAUACCUAUUAACUACAAAAUUCUUGCCUUUGCUGAGAAGGAACCAGGGACGCAUUGUUAACGUUUCGAGCAACGCUGGUCUCGCCCCUGUUGCCUUGAUGGGCCUUUACUGCUGUUCAAAAUCUGCCCUCUUCAUGUACACAGAGGUGCUCCGCACAGAAAAUGAAAGAUGGGGAGUCAAAGUGUCGGCUGUCAUCCCAAGCGGAUACAAAACCGGCAUCAUAGCUUAUGACAAAGAAAAGAUGGCUGAAAAAUGGUGGGCGCAGGCGCCUAAAGUGGUUCAAGAAGACUUUGGCAAAGCAGCUUUCGUCAUCAAAUCCAAAGCUGGAGAUUCCGAUGAUAUGCUCUCAAAAGACCUCUCUCCGGUAAUCAACGCCAUGGUGGACGGCCUCCUUUCCGCGAACCCUAAGCAAAUCUACUACAAAGGUUUCCUGGCUCGUUCAUUGCCCUUUCUUUACUUCCAUUUACCCAGGGUCCUCCGCGGUCCUGUUAUGGGCGUUCUGGCUGACUGGUUCGAGUUCCAUCCUGCUUGCUUAGAAGAUGAUCAGUCGUAG
Messenger RNA from Acanthosepion pharaonis, 1314 nucleotides. Lineage: Eukaryota; Metazoa; Mollusca; Cephalopoda; Sepiida; Sepiidae. The record is from the annotation of a GenBank genome assembly.